Oppia nitens is the source of this 690-nucleotide messenger RNA. Its product is annotated as superoxide dismutase [Cu-Zn]-like. Gene Ontology annotation, biological process: removal of superoxide radicals. NCBI's taxonomy places the organism in Eukaryota, Metazoa, Arthropoda, Arachnida, Sarcoptiformes, Oppiidae. The coding region runs from base 115 to 675 and encodes 186 amino acids. The transcript has a single exon. The record is from RefSeq and is a predicted model, not a curated record. Gene Ontology annotation, molecular function: copper ion binding; superoxide dismutase activity.
AAUAGUAUCACAAAGUUAUAAAUUGUUUUCUAUUGAAUUUUAACAGAAAAACUAAAACAAUAUUAUUAAUAAUUAUUAUUUAAAUUAUAGAUUUGCAAAUCUCUCAAAUAUACAAUGCAGUCAUCAGUUAAAUUAGUAAUCUUAUUGAUGUCGAUGUCAUUAAUGUCAAUGAUUGAUAAUACUAGAAGUGAUGAUCAAUAUGUGCCUAAAGGUAUAGCCGUAAUAAAGUCGAAUACAGUGAAUGGUUUGGUUUGUUUCCAACAAUCGGCCGACGGGUCAGUGGUUACGGUCAGAAUUAAUGUGACUGGUUUGGUGCCCAGCGGUAAUCAUGGUUUCCAUGUCCACCAAUUUGGUGAUCUCAGCAAUGGCUGUAUGAGUACCGGAUCGCAUUUCAACACCAAUAACUAUACUCACGGAGCGCCUACCGAUUCAAUGAGACAUGUGGGAGACUUAGGCAAUAUUGUGGCCGAUAAUGACGGCAAAGUUGUGAUGGCUUUGAAUGACACUCAAAUCAAACUGAGCGGUCAAAACUCAAUCAUUGGACGAGCCGUUGUUUUUCACGCUAUGGCAGAUGAUCUCGGAAAAGGAACGGGAGAUAAGGAGUCGGAAAGUAAAAAAACUGGUAAUGCUGGGGGACGGGUAGCUUGUGCUGUCAUCGGUAUUGCUAAAGUAUAAUAUAUUAAUACAAUA